Molecule: messenger RNA, 588 nt
Organism: Schistocerca serialis cubense
Lineage: Eukaryota; Metazoa; Arthropoda; Insecta; Orthoptera; Acrididae
Exons: 2
Coding region: 1-588 (195 amino acids)
Source: RefSeq, a predicted model, not a curated record
AUGAUAUCUGCUGACCAUGCUGUCGACCGCCCCCUCGACCCAAAUGAUAAUCCAUCAUUAAAAUUGUCUCUUCGGCUGAAGUUGGAACAGCUGAUUAAUCGGCUGAAGUUGGAACAGCUGAUUAAUCGGCUGAAGUUGGAACAGCUGAUUAAUCGGCUGAAGUUGGAACAGCUGAUUAAUCGGCUGAAGUUGGAACAGCUGAUUAAUCGGCUGAAGUUGGAACAGCUGAUUAAUCGGCUGAAGUUGGAACAGCUGAUUAAUCGGCUGAAGUUGGAACAGCUGAUUAAUCGGCUGAAGUUGGAACAGCUGAUUAAUCGGCUGAAGUUGGAACAGCUGAUUAAUCGGCUGAAGUUGGAACAGCUGAUUAAUCGGCUGAAGUUGGAACAGCUGAUUAAUCGGCUGAAGUUGGAACAGCUGAUUAAUCGGCUGAAGUUGGAACAGCUGAUUAAUCGGCUGAAGUUGGAACAGCUGAUUAAUCGGCUGAAGUUGGAACAGCUGAUUAAUCGGCUGAAGUUGGAACAGCUGAUUAAUCGGCUGAAGUUGGAACAGCUGAUUAAUCGUUCAUUCUGUGUUAGUAGAUUUGAUUAG